Geodia barretti is the source of this 1230-nucleotide messenger RNA. The record is from the annotation of a GenBank genome assembly. NCBI's taxonomy places the organism in Eukaryota, Metazoa, Porifera, Demospongiae, Tetractinellida, Geodiidae.
CAGGACAUCGACAGUCUUGAUUGAGCCACGCCUCGUUUUUUGGUGCUAGCUAGCUAGCUAUAUAGCUAGCUACUAGAGGAUCGAGUGGGUGUGGAAGCUAGGACACGCAUGCGCAGAACGAGCGAAGACGCAUCGGUCGGUCGCGACGGUCACACGGUCUGCUAAAGCCUAAAGGCAAGUCGAGGCAGCCUCCAGUCCCCUGGAGGAGAUCAUGACACAGGUGGUGAACACGGCCGAAUGGGCCGGUGAAGACUCCACUGAGCUGGACCUGGACGUGCCCGAGAACAGCACGGAGGAGGACGACAAGCUGCGGGAAUACUGGGCCAAGAAGGAGCGGCGGCGAUCCAGCUUCCUCAAAGACUUCGUGGGAGACUCGCUGGGGCUCAAGGAGAACCAACGGAUCUUAAUGCACCUCACGAAAUUCGGAGAGAGCACCGUUCUAUUCUCGGAUGUGGUGAUGAAGGUCAAUCGACGUGGACGUCUGCAAGAGCGCUGGCUUAUGAUCACUGAAGGGGGAGUAUACAACAUUGAGCCUGGCUCCUUGAAAAUUCGACGGAGAAUCGCCAUUGGGAACAUCAGUCACAUCAGCGUCAGCCUAUUGUCGGACAAUUUCCUCGUCAUCCACGUGCCUCAGGAGUAUGACUAUCUGUAUGCCAGUGGGAGGAAGACAGAGAUAGUUGCUGCUCUUCGCCUCUCAUACUCGGAAGCCAUCGGAGAAGAACUGAGCCUGACUAUGCAGAAUGUCAUUGAUUACCACAUAGACAAAUUUCAACAGAGAAGAUUAGUGUUUCAAAGAGGAGAAGAAGGAGUGUUUACAAAGAUGUACGCCAAAAGAACUAAAUAGCUCAUUAUGUUUACUACCCGUCAAAAUCUAUACAGUGUUGCGCUUUUUAAAGAAAAUUUCAAGUGUCAGAAAAUGAUAUAGCAAUGUUACACACAAGAGAUGAAAGCAAAGAGCAGUCAGUGAGGAGAAAUACAUACAACCAUAUAGCAUGAAGAGAAAAAGAUGGUGCUUGCUAGUGUGGGCAUGGCUUGGUUUUUUCCGUGCCAAAGAAUUGCACACUUCAUCCAGGCCACAGCAUACACAACAAUGGGGACAAUACAUUACAUAAUGGUGACGUCAUAGAUUUAAUUUGGUGUACGUAGGUAAAUGGGUGGGAUAAAUAUAUACAAUAUACAUCAGAUGAUCCCUGCAUCUCUGAGGUGUUCUGAAAUUAUAAUGUCUGUCAC